AGCAGCGAACGGAAAAUGGAGCGACGUCCUUUUCUUAGGGCAUUGUCCGUGGCUUGUAUUGACUGGCUUUCCGACCCUCUGGGAAAUUUCUGGAAGGGAGCUGCCUGAGCAGAUGAAGGGAGAGCGGGAAAGAAGCCCAGGAAGCCGAUGCUCCCACGCCCGGCGCUCUGCAGCUGUAGGAGCGCGGGUCAGCCCAGCCAGAUGGCGCUGUCUGGCUUUCUCUGGGCCUCCCGCUCCAGUCCCUAGAGGUCCCAGCCGCAGCGGCCCCUCUAGCCGACCGGCUCAGGCUCUGUGGUUCCGGGCGGAAGUGAGGCGCCGAGCGGAACGGCCUCUGGUGACAUUUUCUCCGGGCGGUUCGGACGAGUGAAGGGACUUGGCGGUGGAGGCUGCGGAGGCGGUGAGAUUCGCUUUGGCCCCGGUGGGGCUCUGACCGCGACCCCCUGCUCGCCGCUGGGGCUUGUGCCGAGGAAGAGAAGGCGGCGGUGGCCGUGACGUUCAGAGUCGCCGCGGCCCGGAGAGACCCGGCCCGGGGGGGUCGGUGUGUGCCCCGACGGGGCGCGCGGAGCGGGCGAGGAGGUGCGGGGCCGCCGCGGAGCGCAGAAUAGAUGCUCACAGGUUGAAGGAAUGAACGUCUGUACUUGUUCCAGAUUGAACCGCUUGAACAGUUUGUGCUGGAUGUGCUUUUCGUUUCUCGCCUGAGCUUCUGCUUUCUGAAUCCUUCCACCCAGUAGGAUGAAAAACCCACUGAUGAUGAUACUUUGUCAAGGUUGCUUUCCCGUUGCAUCUUUGACGUAGUUUCCUAGACUCUGCUCCAUGAUUUAACUUGAAAGUCUGACAUGAAGAUGGAGGAGGCAGUGGGAAAAGUUGAAGAACUCAUUGAGUCUGAAGUCCCACCAAAAACAUCUGAACAAGAGACAGCUAAGGAGGAAGAUGGAUCUGUAGAACUGGAAUCUCAAGUUCCGAAAGAUGGUGUGGUGGAUUCUACAGUUCUUUCUUCAAUGCCCUGCUUGUUGAUGGAACUGAGAAGGGACUCUUCUGAGUCUCAGUUAGCAUCCACGGAGAGUGACAAGCCGACAACUGGCCGAGUUUAUGAGAGUGACUCCUCUAACCACUGCAUGCUUUCCCCUUCCUCUAGUGGUCACCUGGCCGAUUCAGAUACACUGUCUUCUGCAGAGGAGAAUGAACCCUCCCAGGCAGAAACAGCGGUAGAAGGAGACCCUUCCGGAGUGUCUGGUGCCACAGUUGGGCGCAAGUCUCGCCGGUCCCGAUCUGAAAGUGAAACAUCCACCAUGGCUGCCAAGAAAAACCGGCAAUCCAGUGAUAAACAGAAUGGCCGAGUCGCCAAGGUUAAAGGUCAUCGGAGCCAAAAGCACAAGGAGAGAAUCAGGCUACUGAGGCAGAAACGGGAGGCUGCUGCACGAAAGAAAUACAACUUGUUGCAGGACAGUAGUACCAGUGAUAGUGACCUGACUUGUGACUCAAGCACGAGCUCAUCAGAUGAUGAUGAAGAAGUUUCAGGGAGCAGCAAGACAAUCACUGCAGAGAUACCAGAUGGACCUCCAGUUGUAGCUCAUUAUGAUAUGUCUGACACCAGCUCUGAGCCAGAAGUGGUAAAUGUGGACAAUUUAUUGGCGGCUGCAGUAGUUCAAGAGCACAGUAAUUCUGUAGGAGGCCAGGACACAGGAGCUACCUGGAGGACCAGCGGGCUUCUAGAGGAGCUGAAUGCGGAGGCAGGUCAUUUGGAUCCAGGAUUCCUAGCAAGUGACAAAACAUCUGCUGGCAAUGCACCACUCAAUGAAGAAAUUAAUAUUGCUUCUUCAGAUAGUGAAGUGGAGAUUGUGGGAGUUCAGGAACAUGCAAGGUGUGUUCAUCCUCGAGGAGGUGUGAUUCAGAGUGUUUCUUCAUGGAAGCAUGGCUCUGGCACGCAGUAUGUUAGCACCCGGCAAACACAGUCAUGGACUGCUGUGACUCCCCAGCAGACUUGGGCGUCACCUGCAGAAGUUGUUGACCUUACAUUGGAUGAGGAUAGCAGACGUAAAUACCUACUGUAAUGCAAUGUCACUGUGUUUCCUCUGCACUGUUCCCUUCCACUUACUCCUCCUCCUCUUUGUGACAUGGAAGUUCAUUGUCAUAGCUUCAGCUUCAGAAGCUGUUUGUGGCAUUUGUAUAAUUGAAACUCAUGGAAAAUUGCCCCCUUCCUUCUUUUUUUUUUUUUUUUUAAAUUAAAAGAAGUCAGUUAGGAAAGUAACUUAUCACAGAGAAAAGAAUUUCUUCUUUCCCUCAGUAGGAAUCUGAGAAUGAUGAAUUUUAUUAGACAACUUCAUUUUACUUGGUGACUUUCAAUCUUAGGAAACUGCCUUCCUUUUAGAAUGAUAUUUUAAUUACCAGGUGAAAUGGAUUUCAGUUUUUGAAUCUUGUAUUUAUUUUUCUGUGUAAUAAAAUUAAUAUGUAGACUUGACCACUGUCAGCCCACCCAUUGGCACUCCUACCUUAGGGCAUUUGCACACAUAUUAGUCAGGUCCUUUUUGGCACCUAGUAGGGCAUGUGCAUUGAAAACCUGUCCUUAAAAAUAGAAGACAGAAGUGUUACUUUUCUUUUAGCUUAAGUCUUCUGCCUUCUUUCCUGACUUUGCUCCUGGCUGAAUUCCCACAACACAAAUAAUUGACAUGACCCUGUGUGUUUAUAAAUACUGCUAAGGUGACUUAGUUGAUCUCCUUGUUGCAAUAAUUCAUAACUCUGGAAAAUAUCUCCUUGUGGGGCAGAGGCAUUUCAGAUAGAUAACCCACCAUGAGGUUUGGGCAUCUGAGGAGAGUAUUGAGAGAUCCCUUUUCUCCCCCUGGUUUCUUCAAAUAAUGGGAGAAACAUAGAACCUGUUACUUAGGUAGAAUAUGAAAAGUUGUGUGGCUUCUAAGGCUAUGGGCACUUGAAAAAUCUGAGAGGGCAGUGCCUUCUUCUAUAGCUGGUCUCUCCAUAAAGGAUAUAAUGACAACUGUUUGAUACUUGAGUUGAAGUUGACCUGUUGCUAUAUUUGGGUAUUUUUCUCCUCUACCUUCUAAAAGUGGAAAAUUCAAAAUACAUCAUAAGAAACCAGAUGCAAAACACAUUAAUGGCCCUGUAGGUUUUACAGUAUCUAACAGGAAUAACAAAGGGUAGUAGGAGCAUCAGGGAAUUCAGGAAAUGCCGGUGUUGGAGUUUUGUGGCAUUAGUUACUACCUUUUUUACUAUAACAUUGUAGUUACUAGUGAAUUAUUUUACAAGCAAUACCUAGAAUUAGAACACUAUGUACUGUGCACAGGGAGGAGUGAAGUAAUGCUGGCUUAGAAGACCUCACUUUUUGUUUUUCCACAGUUUUUGUCUGCUUUUUUGUUUGCUUCUGUUUCCAUUUUUACCAUAUAAUGGGGCUCUAGCCCUUUGCCUCCCUUCCCAAAUGCCUUGGUGGCUCUUCCUUAUCAUAAGAGCAUGAGAACUACCAUUUGCAGUUUCCACUCAGCGGACACACAUUUAUACCAAGUGCCUGUUCUGCCUAAGGCGCUGUGGUGGUGCUGUGGGGCUGCUGCAGAGAACAGGACGCCCACCGCACAUGCGUGCGUCCGGCUGCCUGGCUCCGGCUGCCUGGCCUUGUCUCCUGUGUGUGUAAAGACUCGCUUAUUCCUUCACCCUUCUUCCUGCUGCUUUCGUUCGUCCGUACACCUCUUCCAUGGGAGUGUAUUUAAGGAUGUGUUCUUUCACCUUCUCUGAUAACAUCGCAUUUGAUCUGGCCUCUGUUCUUCAUCAACUUUUAAUUUUCCUAUCAUUCUGCUUUUAAUAGAUCAGGCUUUUAAAGAGAUCGUGAAUCUCCGGUUUUAGCACCUCAUGUCUCAAGUCUCUCACGUGGCCACAAUUCUAGACAAAAACCAAAGACCCAGAGGCCAGAGCAAAAUAGGACCUUCUUCAGAUUCACUACUGGUGUAUCCUUGGACCUUCACAUUUUACUUUAGGAUUAAUUUAUUGAAUUUUACUGUUACGCGUUGUUUUUGACUUGAAUUAAAAUGCUAGACAGAGCAGAAAUGUACAAUUUCUGGUCUAUAUUUUCCAGGAAAAUCAUUAGGGAAAGAAUAGAGUGGAUUAUAUGACUUGAAGUUUUUGCAGCUUACUUUCCCCCCCACUAUCAGGGCAGAGCCCCAUUUUAAAGAACAUUCUUGCAUUACCUGUUCUUACGUUAGCAGUAUGUUUUGUCCAAUUCCGUAUAGCAGGGGAUUUCCCAGGACAUAUUUUCUUUAGUCCCUAACAGUCAUCCUCUAAGGAGAAUUCUUUGGGUGUGCUGUGUGCACUGUGGGUUGGGAGCGGAGAGCGGAGUUGUAACCAAGCUCUUUUCUGGCCUUUUGCUUUUAUAUUGGGUUACACUUUGCCCUCACCUGUCCCUUUUCCAGCACCCUGACUAUCUGGCUUGAUGCACCAGAACAAAAAUUAAUAUGCAAAAAGCGGGGAGGGGAAGGGAUGGUAGAGAUAGCUUUUCUCCCUACUAGGUUGGGACUUUUCCACCUACUAACUAACUAUAGAGAGACUAUGUUUCAACUCUUCUUUCAUUGCCAGAUCCAGGAGAGUAGGGAUGUGGUUUCUGGCAAGGUAUUAAUGAUAAAAUUCUGUGGUAAAUUUAAAAUUCUGACAUUUAAAGUUUCUUUUAAGGGGGUCUUUUUUUAACCAAAGUUUUGCAUUUGGUAGCAUAGACACUUUAUGCUUCACCGUCUCUUCAAAGUAAUAUCUCCACUAAAAUGGUACACUUGGGUCGCAGAUUGGUUUAUGGCACUAACUUGGUUAAGUGCCCCCCUUCCCCCAAUUUGAAACCACAGAGCGGUAACUUAGCUAUUGCAUCAGUACAGCAAUAUUGAUACGUAGCUGUUGCUCGCCAGUAGUUGUCUCUUCAUUUUGAUGGAAGGGGCCGGACUGAAUGGACUCCAUUAUUCGUAACAAUUGAGCAUCCCAUAAACUCUGCUUUUAUUAUUAUCAGUUGUGAAUAUGAACCAUCUGAUUUGCUAAUUUAGUCAAUUUUUCAUUGUUACUUUUAGCAGAUUAGCACCAUAGGCAAUUUAAAAAUGCAUUUGUUGCCUGCUUUUUAUACUGUGUCACAAGGUUUUUGAAAAAGCUGGGAACACAGUAUUGUCUUUCAGUUUAAAGGUUUUUUUUUUUAAAGGCAAAGAGCUCCCCUCCAUCCCUGUUUUUCAGUAUGUGUAUGAUGCGACUUCCAUGUAUAUAUAAAAAUGAUUGCGCCCUAACCAAACUUCCUCAGAUUGUGCACUGUUUGUUUAAAAUAAUCACGUAUUUUAGUCCAAUGCUGUUGUAUUUUUUCAUUUUAUUUAAAACACUACGUACUUCUUAUUCUUUUAACAAGUUUUAAAGGGUAGUGAUCUUAAAAAAAAAAAUCACUGGAUAACUAGGAAAUAUUUUUGUUGUUUAAAGAGUACAAAAGUCAUUGAAGCCUUUUGCUCCUCUUACCGUGAAAAUGAAAUGUUAGCCAUUGUAUGGCUAGGAACCAAUGCACUUGGUGGUUAACAGAUCUGCUGUUGCUGGAGUGUGAGCGUGGACUUGAUGCAGUGACGACAAAUCAUUGCUUAGAAUUAAUGUUUUAAAAUGUGUGACUCUAGUUUUUAAAACAAAAUUUGGUUCUUCUUUACAUUCAUUAUUUAGUUUUUGUUUCCAUUUAGUAUUUAAUGGUCUUUGGAGAAAAAAAAAUAAUAAAACAGAGUGUUAUAUAUAUAUUUUUUGGUGCAAGAUAAGAUUUUCUGUUUUUUGAAAUAAGUCUGUAGCAUAAAGGUUAAACUAUUUUAAGACAAAAUAAAAUAGAGUGUAUUUAAACAAAGAUAAUUUCUGAGGAUUUUUUUUUUCUAUCUGCUUCAGUUAAUUAGAUGGUGCCUGGAGCAGCUCCCAAGUUAGCUUUUGGAUGUGAAAGUGAAUUAUAUUUUGUUAUCAGAUCUUAUUGUUAAAGUUGCCUGAUUUUUUCCAAGCAACAGCUGUAUCCUACUCCUAGAAUGUUUUGCAGGUGGCCUUUGGUGUGUUAGAUUUAGAUAAAAAGAGUUUUGCAUUAGCUUUCCUGUAGCCCCCACUUCCCUUUCCAGUUAGAACCAGUGAGAUUUCAAAGCUGGCGAAAGGCUCCCUAGUGCUAGGCCCCUUUGCUCCUGGGAACAAAACUCAGCUGACAGUUACUUCCCAGAGACCAACGUGCCAGGGUAAGAUGCUGUGACUGUGUGCACUUUGCUCGUGGUUGAAGCAAAUACAGGGUGUUUCAAAAAUAGCCCAAAGAACUUUCCUCCUAAUUUGGUUCUAUUUUCAGGUUUUUUAUUUGGUUAUCAAAAUGACAGGAACUACUGCAUUAACAUCUCAUGACUUUUGUAACUUACUUCAUGUAAAGGAGAAUGAGGAACCAGACAGAGUAAAGCCUGUGUUUAUUAAAAUACUCACUCCUGGAUCUCUCUAUGUUCAUCAAAUUUUUAGUCCUACCUGCACUGGAAAGAGAUCUGUUAACAAUUAGGAAGUACACUGUUAACAGUUAGGAAGUGUUUUUAGUUUUUGGAAAUGGUUCUUUUAUGCUACUUUGUAUCUGAGACCUAGACAUGUUAGUGCCUACGAGAAACUUCUUUUCUUGGGCUCUAGAAGAAAAUUUUUUACUUAGGGUCUUGUUUUUGAACCCAUUUGCCCUUGGAUGCUGCUUUUGAAGAAUAGACAAAGCAUGAGUAAGUAAAAUAAUCUGUGGCUAGUACUUAAUCUCAUUCUGGCUUCCUCUUUCUAUUCUUUGCUGGCUUUUGGCCUUGCCUUCCCUUGUUUGUAUGUUUUUCACAGUAGAUGACAGCUAUUUAUAACUUUAGUCCAAACAGAAAAAUUACAUAAAUCUUUACAAAAUAUAUAAACAUCUCUUCAGCUCCAAUUUUGCAAUUGAAGUAAGGUGAAUUUCUUCUAGGUUUAGGUUUUGUUUUAACCAUAUUGCUGAUCUAUGGAGUGAUCCUCCUAGGUCACUGGUAGUUAUGAUUUUCUUUACUUUCUUGACACAGUGUUUGAGAGCACUGAUUUACAGAAUUAGAGAAGUUCCUGGGCUAUACAGUGGAGCUUUGGCUGGGAGAAUAUGCCUGGAGCAAAAGAAGGCAGUGUCAAAUAUUGGAAGGAGCAAUGCGCUCAGAAAAAGAUGCGGGUGAUGGUCAUGAACAUGAUAGUGAUGUGGAAAGAGCAUCCAUUAGCCCAACAGAGGCUGUGACACUGUUGGCUCAGUUCCACUGCCAUUGCACUACUUUGCGGGUAGCAUGCCUUCUAGGUGGAGAUGGCUUUAGGCAAGGAUCCCUUUGUGUGAUGAGGAUUCACCAUUUCUUUCUUUCCUUUCUGCCAAGCCUUGAGAUCCCAUUUGGUAGGUGGAUGUUAGUAAAGGAUGAGAGCGAGUGCUGGCAGUGAAGUCAACCCUCAGAAAGAAGGUGGCGGCAGCAGCUUGUGUGAUCUGCUCAUAGAUCCUGGCCUUCAGGGUGGGAACACCUCUUGGUUGUAAAUUCUGUUGAUCUAACUUCUUAUUCUUUGGUAAAGGAAACUAUUUGGUACCAGUUUUUUCCUUUGUGCUUUGAUAAUUGACACCUUGAAGGAGUCAUUUGUUUCCUUUCCAUGGCUGCUCUGUCCUAAGAGUGGGAGGGUGAAGUGUUGUGGACCACUGAGCCCUCACUCUUGUGCUUGAGUCUAAAGCAGGCAAGUGUGACUUUAGGAUGGAUCUUGGCAUCUGCAACAGGAGGGAAAUCAGACCAGAGGGUAGAGGGACUGAUGUUUAAAAAGCCUGAACCAGAGAGGAGGAGACUCCAGAGAAAGACUAUCUGACCGCUAAGGGAUUUGAUUUCUAUGCCUUAAAAUGGAGAAUUUCUAAGAUUUAUUUUCCGAGACUGAAAGACAGGACUGUGUUAUUUUAGGGAAUAAUUCAUUGUUCUGCAGAGCCGUCGCUUUUCAGGCAGGAAUUGAGGAGAGUGGCUCACUCCAGAAAGCUGUUUAAAGGACUACAGUUCUAUCAUCUCACUUAAGCUUUUGGAAGGCGUUGGAUGACUAACGCCCACAAAACCUUGAAUUUCUACAAAUUCUUUAUUUUCAAAGUUUUAAAAGAAUAUGUAUUUCAAAAUUUUCACAUGGGGGUAAGAAGUGGUACAGAUUGUUAUCCUGAUUUUGCAGAUUGGAAGACUGAGAACAGAAGAAUAACAUAUCCAGAUUUACAUAGCUCGACUUAGCAAGAGUAGAUUUUUUCUAUGGUCCAAAUUAGGACUCUUUAGCUUUAAGAAAGACAAAACCUCUUUUUUCCACCUGUGUUUUCCUUCAUUGUUAUUGCUGCUGAUUCUACUUUGUUCUGGCCUGAGAAGAAUUGGAAGAAGCCUUCCUGAGAAGGUAAUGUUUGAUUGGUUCCCUUUUUUCUUGGGCAAGUGGUCACAGAUUUAAACAUCAGAGCCACACACCUGCAUAUGCCUCUCAACUCAACUCAGGAAUGGCCUUGGAAACUUUUCCCGUAGAUAGAUUCCCUGUCUCAUAGUUUAUGGAACAGGAAAAUGUGGAUGGUCAGUAAACAUAAAAAAGAUGCUCAGGCUCACUACUAAUUAUGGAAAUGCAAACUUACAUUACAGGACACCAUUUCACAUAGGCAGAAUCAGAUAGGAAUACAUUUAAAUACAAUAAGGAGGCAGGACAAUGGCAAUUCACUUGUCUUCUUGUAUGAGCAUAAUUUGCUACAAUUAUUUUGGAAAACAGUGGAAUUGUCUAGUAAAAAGCUGAAUAUGUGUAUACCUCAAGCUAUGGACUGAAGGUUUGGGUCUCCCCUCCCUCCCAUUCAUAUGUUGAAACUCUGCUCCCCAGUGUGAUGUUAUUUGGAGGUAAGGCCCUUGGGAGGUAAUUAAGAGAUCCUAAGGGCAGAGCCCCCAUGAUGGGGUUAGCGCUCUUAUUAGAGGAGGAGGAGACCUCAGCCUUACAUGUAAGACACAGUAAGAAGGCAGCUGUCUGCAAGCCAGAAAGAGGGCUCUCAUCCAAAUCAGACCAUGCUGGCGCCCUGAUCUUGGACUUGCAGCCUCCAGAACUGUGAGGAAAAAAAAAAAAAAAGCCCGUUGUUUAAGCCAUCUACUCUGUAGUAUUUUGUUGUGGCAGCCGGAGCUGACUAAGACACCCAUGACCCAGCAGUUACACUAUCUGGGAUGAUACCCGUGAGCAACUUUUAAACUGUGGUGGUAGCCUAGGUAGGGAAGUCAUGAAAUCAGUUCAGUGUCUGUAAACCAUCUUUUGUUUAUUUAAGGAAAUAUUAACAACAUAGAAAUAACAGGAGACAAUAUUGUUACAUGAAACUUUUGUUAUAUACUGAUAAACAUCUACACACAAACAUAUGUAUGUGUGCAUAGGGUCAAGAUAUAAAAUGUAUUUUAUUUAUUUUUACUGUGGGUUGCAGUAAAAAGAUAUGGAAAGCCCUGGUUCUAGAGAAACUGGUUUACAUGCUCAGAAAUGUUUAGUGUCAUUUUUCCCCAGUUUUUGGCUAUUUCAACAUGGAUGUUCAUCUGUAGGAUGGAUAAACAUUGUGUUUAUAGAAGGUGUAGCCACUGUGAAAAUUAAUGAACUAGAGCAAUAUUUAUACACUUAUAUUAGUUAUAUCAACAUGGAUAAACCUCAACACUGUGGAGUGGAAAAAAAGCAAGUUGCAGAAUCUGUACUACAUGAUGCCAUUUAUAUGAAGUUCAAAAAGACAAAACAAUACUACAUAUUGGUAAAAAAUUGAUACACACAUAAUAAGAGUAUAAAGAAAUGCACGAGAACAAUAACACCAAAUUCAGAGUAAUGUUUGCCUCUGGAGAGGGAGGUAAGGAGGGGACACGGGGACUUCAACUUUACUGGCAAAAUUUCUUAAGCUGGGUAGUGGGGACACAGAUGUAUGUUAUUAUUUGUACCUUUAUGUAUAUCUUAAAUAUUUCAUAAUAAAAAUUGUUCUCUGUCUCAAGCA
This is a messenger RNA of Balaenoptera musculus (blue whale), 9961 nucleotides long. It is a transcript of the gene ARK2N, whose product is annotated as chromosome 14 C18orf25 homolog. The transcript has 6 exons. The record is from RefSeq and is a predicted model, not a curated record. Lineage: Eukaryota; Metazoa; Chordata; Mammalia; Artiodactyla; Balaenopteridae. Gene Ontology annotation, biological process: ubiquitin-dependent protein catabolic process. Gene Ontology annotation, molecular function: ubiquitin protein ligase activity. Bases 837 to 2051 code for a protein of 404 amino acids.